This is a messenger RNA of Phoenix dactylifera (date palm), 5557 nucleotides long. RefSeq names its product protein TIME FOR COFFEE-like. Gene Ontology annotation, biological process: regulation of circadian rhythm. The record is from RefSeq and is a predicted model, not a curated record. Lineage: Eukaryota; Viridiplantae; Streptophyta; Magnoliopsida; Arecales; Arecaceae. Gene Ontology annotation, cellular component: nucleus.
AUGAGAUGGGCAGCAGAAAAGGAGGAGAAGAAAGCAAAGAGAGGAGAGAAGAAGAGAGAGAGAGGGCAGACGAGAGGGCAGCGGAGGAGAAGUGGGAGAUCUGGCUGGAAAAAUCCCUCCUUUUUCCGAUUUCUCCCAGGAUUCCGACGAAGCUUGGCGAUCUAAUACCUUGGAGGAGUCUAUUCUCUGCACCUUUCUAUCGAAAAUCCGUAGAGAAACGGCGGAGAUCUACUCCGGAUAUCGGUUGUCGGAGGAGUAAAGGGAUGGACGAUGAGAAGAAGCGGAGAGAGGGGAACUGAUUGGAUGACAGAGAUCGAAGGGAGAUGGAGAGGAAUCGGGAAGCGAGGAGAGGAACCGGGGCGGCGGUGAAUGGUGGGUUGUCGAGGAGGAGGCAGAGGAGCAGCAGCUUGAGAGACUGUCCUGAGGAGGAUGUAGGGAUGGAGAUGGCGGAGACGACGAGGCUUCGGGAUCGAGGGAGCAAGAAGGAUCGAGAUCGGGAUAGAUCAAGCCGGAGCAAAAGGAGGAGAGGCGAGAGGAUGCUGCACGGGAGCAACAAGGACGAAGGAGACGACAGCUCCGAUGAGAGCGUCGACGAGGAGGAGGACGAGGAGGAGGACAUGUCCGUGUCCGUCCGGCUGCCGCCGCCGCCUCCAAAUCCGUCCUCCUCCUCCUCUUCGCUAUCUCAGAACAACCACCACCAGCACCAGCCGAACCGGAAGAGCUUGCCGGUCAAGGUCCCGAGGACUCCGCCGGUCUGGAAGGCAGACGAGAUGAUAGGAUUCUCGGUACCAAGGAAAGCCCGGUCAGCAUCUACGAAAAGGUCAUAUGAAUGUUGGGUUUCAGGUGGCUCUGGAAGUGGAGAGCAGAUUCAGUGGCAAGCUUCGACCUCUCCUUCGAGGCUCAGCCCUGCCUCCACCACCCAGAUCUCACCCUCCUCCUCCAACGCCUCCGCUCGGAAGAAGAUGAAAGAGUUGAAUGGAUCCAAGCACCGGCCGCCGAAGGUCUCCAAGUCGCCGUCUUCGAUCCAGGAGGACAUCGAGAUCGAGGUCGCCGAGGUUUUGUAUGGGAUGACCAAACAAUUCCAAUGCCCACCGAAGCAGGAGACCUCGAAGAUUGAUUCAAAGGACACAAAUGGUGGGUCUGGCAAUGAAGCCAAAUCCAGAAUUUCCUCUCCAAACUCGAUCUCCCCUACUCCUCCGGCAUCUCUGCCGUCAUCUGUUCCUCCCCCCUCCAAUUUUAGCUCUAACCCCACUUCUUUGCCUACUGCUGCUCCAAAGGGGAAGAAGCCGAGGCCUGUGAAGCUUGAGGAGGAAAGACCCUCAAGUCCGGGGGGCCUGCGAGCACCAGAGGCUUCUAAGAUGGAACCGGAGCACCAGAUGAAGGAAGAGGCUUCGUCACUGAGAUCAGAGAAGAACACCGCAUGUCCAAUCACUGGAAACGGUGGUGGUUCAACUGAUGUCUCUGUUCCUCCUGUUGCGGCAGCCCCCUUUGAUGUACAGCAAGACUUAGCAAAAAUAGGAGACGAUCCAGUUCCUGAUUCUAAGCUUUUGAAGGGAGAACCAGAUGGCCAAAAUCGGAUGGAGAACCAGGAAGAACCUACUCCACCUGAAAAGGAAACAGUUCCCUUCACUUAUUGGGAUGUCAGUCGUAGUGAAGAAACCACAGCAAAAGCAGCUCCGGCAGCUGAUAGCCGUCGGGAAGAGAAAUUCUGCAUUGAUCUAAUGGCUCCUCCCCCUGGGAAGUUAUCUCCCGAGAGGUACAACUCGUGCGAAAUCGACGCAAAUCCCAGGUCUCAGGGUCCAGGAGGGAUCGAAAUGGCUUUGAAAGUGGACAUUGAGAAGAAAGAAGAAAAGGCAGUGGAGAAAACAGAAAAAGAUGGAGUGAUUCUGGAUGAUAAGAAGGUUGACAAGUCCAUGCAGGAGGAAUUUGAGUUAAAGAAGCAAAGGGUGAAGGAGACGACCCUUCUUGACCUGCCAAUUGAUAUGGGGAAGCCAGAUAAGGACAGCCUUAGCAGCUGCAAACUCCAACUCCAGAAGCAGCAACAGAAGUCACCUAGGUUGGAGCCAAAACAAGAGAAGGCUGUCGUAGCUCCAUCUGCAUCGCCCCCUGCUAUGCCAAUGACAAUUGCAGGCUGGCAAGAAAGCCUUCCCCCUUUUGGGUACAUGGGUCAAGUUCCAUCUCUGCAGGCAGUCGUUCCCAUGGAUGGGGCUACAGGUGCUUCCAAUAGCUUACAGCCUUCCAGCUUCGUCUCACCAGAGUCUCGCCCGAAGCGCUGCGUGACGCACUACUACAUCGCACAGAAUAUUGGUUACCACCAGAGAUUUUCAAGGAUGAAUCCUUUGUGGCCUGCUGCAGCUGGCGCUGGUCCACUAUAUGGAGCCAAGCCAUACAAUCUCAAUGCCUCGCCUUCUUCAGAUGGGAAGAAUACGGCCUCCUUUCAAGAUAACAAGGGAGCGGCAUUUAAGGGACCACCCUCGAAGGAGGAGAUGCUCGCAGCAAAUAAUCCCCACACCGAAGCAGCUGCCGAAAAGAAGCAGCAGCAGCAACUUCUCCCACAGAUACCCCGGUCUGGAUCAGCAACCAAUAUGCUGCAUGGCCCGACGUUCAUCUUCCCUCUCAACCAGCAGCAAGCAGCAGCUGCCACCCGAUCCGGAGCAUCAAAAUCUACUCCAGGGAGUGGUAACGGGUCACCUUCUUCUAGCGCCUCUGGUUCUGCGAUUGCGAGCGCUGGAACUGGCGGUGGAUCGGUGGCACCUACGAUGAACUUGAGCUUUACUGGCCUGACCCCGAAUGAGGCUCAAUAUCUGGCGAUGCUACAGAGCAAUGCGUACCCAUUUCCUAUCCCUGCACAUGUUGCGGGGCCUCCGCACUUCAGAGGAGCAAGUCCUGCCCAGGCAAUGCCCUUCUUCAAUGGGCCCUUCUACUCUUCUCAGAUGCUUCACCCAUCUCAGCUCCACCAGCAGCAGCAGCAGCAGCAGCAGCUGCUGAUGGGACCACAAGCACCUCCCCGCAGCCAACAACAAGGCCACCAUCAGCACACAAGCACGUCGAGUGGAUCAUCAUCCUCCCACAAGCGUCCACAGCCACCGCAGGCUCUGGGAGGUGGGGCCGGCGGUGCUGGUGGAAGCAAUCAUGGCUUUCCAGCAGCAAACCAGCAGCAGCACUUGGUGCCCCACCACGCACGGCGACAGGAGGGUGAUAAGCCUUUGGAAGAUAGCCCAUCAACCACUGAUGGAAGGAAUCCUCUUCCUCAUGCUCAGAAGAACAUCUAUGCUCCCAAUUUUGCCAUGCCGAUACAUCCUCAGAAUUUUACUUUGAUGUCUGCCGCGGCUACAGCAGCAACAUUGGGUGGUGGUGGGGGGCACGGUGAUAAGCUCACAUCAUCCCAAGCUUUUGCUAUGCCCUUUAUCUCCUUCAAUGGGGUUGCCGCUGCUCCUCCAGGCCUUGAUUUCUCUUCCAUGGCGCAAAACCACGCCAUCUUUCAGGCCCUCCCUGAAGAUGCCAGACCUGCAUACAGCCAGAUAAAUGCUGCUGCUGCUGCUGCUGCUGCUGCUGCUGCUGCUGCCGCCGCCCAAGCAGCACAACAGAAGAAGGCCCACCCUGAGGAUGGGAGGUCUUCAGUUGGGGACUCAAUGAGUACAAGUACUGUUGGUGAAGAGGAAAGGAAGGUGAUUGCAGGCAGCAAAGCUCCUGGCAGUAGUAAACAUUCCUUUAGCUUCUCUAAACCGGAUGGUGGACCUCCCUUCUCUUCCAUGCUUGGCAACAGUGUCAUAGACGGCUCAUCUCGGACCUUGGGUCUCAUCCCAGCUCCUGCAAACCGUUCUUCUGGUGCUGCUUCCGCAACCACUUCAGCCACUGAAGUGCCUGUAGUUAAUAUUCCCAAUUCUCAGCAGCAGCAGCAGCAGCAGCUUCUUCAACUUCAAAAGCAGCAGCAGCAGCAGCAUCAGCAGCAGCUACAGAUGCAGCACCAGCUCGCAGCCAUGAAGUCCUCUGGCUCAGAGCGUCUUCCUGCGGGCUCCAGUGUGUUUCCUCAAGCCUUGGCUGGCUUUCCUCAAGCUCUCAUCCAGGGUGGCAGCUGCUCGCAGUCACCCCAGUGGAAGGCCUCCAUUACAAGAGCAGCAACGCCUGCCCCUCCCCAGUCUUCUGCUCAACCGGUGGUGAAGAACAAUCCUCCUCCCCAGCAGCAAGGCAGAGCACCUCAACAGUCUUUUCCUGCUCAAAGCCACCAAACCCAGAUAUCUUUCUGUGUGAAUUCAAUGAAAGCAGUGCCUGCUGGAGGGACUAGCAAUCCAUCAUCCUCAUCUGCUCCCGCCAUUGCCGUGGGUUCUCCCCCGAAUUCAGUCGCCAAGAGUGCGAAUGGGAACCCACGGGCUUCUGCUGGUAUGAAACUUGGUUCAUCGGCCGCCGCCGCAUUAUCACUGCCCCAACAAUCAUCCGCCAAGAGUUGUGUGCCAAGCUCAGGCCGGAAGUCUUCUCCGGUGAACAACAACCGAAAUGCGCCCUCCGUACUUGGCCACUCCCACAUCGCUCCUGCCCCAAAUUCCAGCACCAAACCGCAGCAGCAGCAGCAGCAAGCUCAGCAAUCACAGAAGCAGCAGCAACCAUUCCCUCAACCUCAAUUCUUCUUUUCAAAUUUCAUGCAGGCCCAGCCCCCUCAAUCCAAUGCCGCCGCCGCCGCCGCCGCCGCCGCUGCCGCCGCCGGAUAUUAUCAAAGACGCCCAUCCGAACGAGCACCAUCUCAACCGGCUCAGCAGCAGCAGUUGAACUCGACACCAGGCUCUUCCGGCAUGCUGCCCUCUGCUCUAACGACUGAUCCUGCAAAAGCAGCAGCUGCAGCGGCGGGCAAUGGCAUGAAAGGGAUGCCUCCACCAGGCCUCCUCCAUGCUGCUCAUCUUGCUGCGGCUGCCCAGUCCGCCUCCGCCGCCACUCACCCUUUUCUGCCCGCCUCAUUUCCUUAUCUCUCCGUUCCGGCUGUCUCCUUGAAGCCUGCAGCAGCCGAUCAGAAACCUGCAGCCGGGAAUGACAAUUCGCAUGCAUGCUGGCAGCCUGAGAAGAGAUGACGGUCGAAAUUGUUGCCGCCGAGGGAGUUCAUCCAUUCUCGUUCCUCCUGAGGGGACCUGGCCGGCAUGCCUGCUGUUUUGGAAGGAAAGAAGGCCGUCACUGUCUAUCCUCCAUGCCCGUCUUUCUCCUUUUUUGUAGUUGCUGAUCCAGGAAGCAUCGAUGAAGGAAAGAUGGUGGUCCACCGCGAUUGGCUAAAAGGAUGGACCAGCUUUACCUCUAUCUGUUUUUUUGAAUUCGGGUAAUGCUUUCAUUCCCCUCUCCCAAUUUUUUCUUUUUUUCUUGCUUCCCCCUCUUGACUCUAGAGCUAGGAUCAGGGAGAGGUAGAGAAAAGAUUGGGCAGAGAACAAUUUGAAGAAGAAAGGACUUAGAUGUGUAAUUGUUUUGUGUGGCGGCGGUCAAAUGCCGACCACGACUUCUGAUUUCAUAUUUUUUUAAUAUCUAAAGAAGAAAUACUGAAGACGCUUAAUUUAGCUUCUUCUAGAUCUCCCUCUCCUAA